CCUUGGAUGAAUUACGCGCAAGCGAAGAACAAGCGAUGGACACAAACAGGGCCGAAUAUGAGAAUUCAGGUCAGAAUUACGAUAACGCUCCUGAUACCGAUAUUGUUAGAAGUUUUAGUUGGGAGAAUAAUUUUGAUAGUCUCCUUGAGAUCGACGAUAGUGAUGCGCAGGCAACUGCUUUUGAAGAUACGCCACCGUUUUGGG
Paraglomus occultum is the source of this 204-nucleotide messenger RNA. NCBI's taxonomy places the organism in Eukaryota, Fungi, Glomeromycota, Glomeromycetes, Paraglomerales, Paraglomeraceae. The record is from the annotation of a GenBank genome assembly.